This is a messenger RNA of Tribolium madens (black flour beetle), 4398 nucleotides long. RefSeq names its product regulating synaptic membrane exocytosis protein 2 (gene Fife). Gene Ontology annotation, molecular function: transmembrane transporter binding; small GTPase binding. The transcript is spliced from 12 exons. NCBI's taxonomy places the organism in Eukaryota, Metazoa, Arthropoda, Insecta, Coleoptera, Tenebrionidae. Gene Ontology annotation, cellular component: cytoskeleton of presynaptic active zone; presynaptic membrane. The coding region runs from base 265 to 3375 and encodes 1036 amino acids. The record is from RefSeq and is a predicted model, not a curated record. Gene Ontology annotation, biological process: calcium ion-regulated exocytosis of neurotransmitter; regulation of synaptic plasticity; regulation of membrane potential.
UGGCGGGUCUCGUUCCGGGAACUUAACAACAGCUCGUUUACUCGGCUCUAGUUGUGAUAUGUGCGUGAUUGCGUCGUGCUGUGACUUUUUUUACUGUAGCUGCUGUUGCUACAGGUUGCUGUUAACACUUUCUGGUGUUUUCUCAGAUGAAAUAUGAAAAUGCAGCGGACAAAGAAAAAAACCCUAAAAUGUGUAAAGAAGUUCAUACUUCGCUAAAAAUCUCCGUUUAGUUCACCGUAAGAAAGCUUUGGACAAUACGCCGCCAUGUUGCCUACAAAUGUUAUGUCCUUUAUGAAAAAAAUGGUGGCGGCCGAGUCCGGAGUUGGAACUACCACCGCCGAAGCAGCUGAUGGGGGAACAACAUUCGGAAAACUGAGACAAACACUUUCUUCCUCUUUACUAACGGCUCAGGAUAAAGUGACGAAAAUGUCCCCGAGACCGUCAUUAAUACCGGAUAUCGAGCCGUCACCCCCUGCCGAUGAAAAGCCGCCGGUUACGAUGGCGCCUCCAACUCCUCCUGUGGUUAAACCGGAGCCCGGUAAACCCCCCAGUAGAGCGGGAGCGUGCCGGGUGUGCCUCAAGGCUUUUAAACCCGAUGAUUUCAGCAGGACGUGUGCCGAAUGUACGCAGCGAGUGUGCGAGGAUUGUGCCAGUUAUAGCAAAUUAGCUGAAGAUGAGGAUCCCACCAACUGGACCUGCAGCGUUUGUAGAAGGAAAUUGCAAUCAAGAGCGGCAUUGGCUCAAGACUCAUCGGAGAGUUUGUUGGACGUUCCAAUACAAGAAUUACAGAGAAGGCAUUCCGAGGCGCGGUUGGGAUCCGGGGGUGGCUUGACGACGGGAAUGGGGAGCGGUUUAGCCCCACCUCGUAGCCCGGAACUUAGGAGGCACUCGGAUGUGUCCCCUGCUUCGCUCAAGGAACUGGAAAAGUUGAAAGGCGGGGGCUCCAAGACUCCCGACCCCGACUGGACUAAAGGCCGAGGAGGUCGCAGCACAGCCAGCAGCCGCCAAAACAGCCCCCCUCGUGAAACAGCCCCUAUAAUACAAGCGCCACGAUCACGUAGAGGUUCUAGAGUAGCAAGACAACACAGUUACGAUGACGAAGUUAAGAAUAAUCUCGCACCUACUACGAUAGGAGACACCGGUCUGGGUYUACCUGCCCCCAUGCCCAGAAGAGCUUCCGCUUACGACGUUUACGCAGUGCCCGGUUUAAGUACCGUAACGGCGCCUUCGGUUGCCGGAAGACGGCCGUCAUUCAGAGUACCCGCAGCAGAAACCACCAGUCCCCCAAGUCCGGAAACAGCCCCCGUCACGUUAACAGCCCCAGAGGAAGAUAGGCGGACCAGGAGGAGGGGAUCGCAACUGCCGGACAUCGCCGGAUUGCGCACAAUGCCAGCCCCUCGACCAACUCCAGCUUUGGAGGAUUUAGAAGCGGCCCCGAGGCGGCAAGCAUCGGUGGACGCGGAGGCCAUUCGAAUCGUCAUCCACGACGUGGAUUCGGGCUCGACGGCCGCCGCCCAGAGACGAGUUAUCCUCAGGAGAGACCCCACCGACAAGGCACACAGAACUCGAGGCUUCGGGAUGCGCGUCGUGGGCGGCAAGACAGCACCCGAUGGCCGUCUUUUUGCGUACAUCGUCUGGACCGUCCCCGGUGGUCCUGCUGAAAAAGGAGGUCUGCAGCAGGGCGAUAAAGUGCUUGAAUGGGGAGGCGUCUCUCUCAUCGACCGCUCGUUUGAGGAAGUGUGUUCUAUAAUGGACCGCACAGGUGACGUGGUUGAGCUUUUGGUCGAACAUGCGACCGACUUGAGAAUGUGCGACCUUUUGGAUGACCCCAUUCCCAACGUAAACCGGAAACCGUCAGAUGCCACGGUAACGGCGCUCCACGUCGAACCGGAAAGUGACAAGACGCCUUCGUCGCCGACAAGACGGAAACUUCCUAAAACGCCGGAACAGCUUGCGAGGGAACGAACUGUAUCAGGAAGAAUCCAAAUUCAAGUUUGGUAUCACGAUGAACGGAAGGAGUUGGUAGUGGCAGUCCUAGCAGCAGAUGAUUUGGCCCCGCGAGACGAAAGUCUCGGUUUUGGAUCACUUCCCGAAGCUUACGCCCGCUUAUGUUUAAUGCCUUUGACAACCGAAGAACACUGUCUCCAAACGGAAGUCGCCCCGGCCAGCCAAAACCCCAUUUGGAAUGCAAAUCUGAGCUUUCCCGGCGUUCCCGGUGACGAACUUAUGGAGCGCGUCCUGGAAAUAACCCUCUGGGACCUAAUCCCUCACAACGAACACGCUUUUCUCGGCGAGUGUUCCGUCGACCUGCAGAAAGCCUUUCUGGAUGACCGAGCCGUCUGGUGCCGUCUGGAAGACCCCAGACAGCUGCGAGGCAAAUCUCCCCAUACCUCGCCGCGAGGAUCGAUCGCGGGUGCUGGAAAACGCAACGAUUUCGGCAACCAAAGAAGCAUCUCUGAUGACGUCGACUCGAUAGGCGAGUGUGCCAGUCUGCUGCAUCCGGACCACGCAUGGGGCUCCAGACGGGGCUCGAGCCAAUCGGAGCAGCUGGAAGUGGAGGUGUAUCAGCUAGGGAAGGACUUUUCCAGGUCGCUGCCAGGCUCGAGGAGGUCGUCGUUCCAAUCGGCCCAAGAGCAAGCGGAGCAAGAUGGGCCCGCGGUGCCGCCCCCUGCCUCCUACAGCAGAGACAGGAGGCGAAGCAGCUGCACGAGAAUGCUGAGGGAUCCGGAGGAAAUACUCAAGUCGCUGAAAGCGGUCAAGGGAGAACUUGGAAGAACUAUGAGCUUAUCGGCGGAAAAGAGACACAGAAGAUCGACAAGUGGCGCCUCGAACCGCGAGGAUCGCAAGAACAGCGUGAUGGAAAUAACCGAGACAGGCAAAGAGAACAGCCCCCCUUCGAGUCCGGAGCGCACGUCGCCCCCUCGCCUCGGCCCCGGCCAGAUCAAGCCGCGGGGCUUCCGCUUGUCCAGCACGCGGCCCGUGGAGCUGAAACUGGGCCUGCUGAUGACCAAGGGCCAGCUGGAGGUGGAGGUGGUGUGUGCGCGCCACAUCGCCCCCCGCGAGACGCCCCCCGACACCUACGUCAAGUGCUACCUGCGCGACGGCGACCGCUGGCUGCAGAAGAAGAAGACGCGCGUGGUGCGCCACUCCUGCGAGCCCCAAUUCCGGCAGACCCUCAAGUACCAGGCGUGCGACGUGCUGGGGCGCAGUCUCGUCGUCAUGCUGUGGGAGCGCCAAGGGGGCUUCGAGCACAACCAGGGGCUGGGAGGGGCCGAAGUGGCCCUGGACUCGCUCACUCUCACUCAUCUCACUACCGGAUGGUACCCGCUCUUUCCCAUUCAUUCCCUCGGAUCGGAUUCGAAUGAUUCGCCUUGACCUGUUCCAGACUCACCCCCUGAGGAUCCCUCCGAUUGAGACACCGAGAUGUAACUUCCCAUCCCGCUUGCUUUCAUUCACGCUUUCAUAUACUUGAGUGGUGUGCGAGAUAACUUCCUAAUUGAGUUCAUUACAAAUUAUUGGACUUAUUACAGUCGACUGUAAUGCAUAUUUCAAUGCUUUCAUCUUCCUUUCGCAAUAAUCGAAAGCAGCCAAUUAUGGCUCGGGGAGACGCAGCGCAUCAACGAUCACAAGUUGUUACGACUUGAAAAUCUGACGCACUGUCUGGUUACAUUACAUUACAUGUUACAUUACAUGCAAGAAACGUAUAAAAGGCAAGGAAAACAAAAAAAAAACUGCUAUGGUUUAAAGAAACCACAAUGCAAGUGAAACUUUUUUUCUGAUCAAAACACACAAAUACCGCGGAGCACUUGCGCGAAUGAGUAAGAAUAUAAAUGCUACACGGUCAGCUGAUGCGAGCCAUGGGCGCCUUUCACUUUACCCCUACUCCGCGGCCGGCUGUAAUGCGACAUGCGAUAGAUGGACAAAAAUUUUCGAGGCACUUUAAAAAAAUAUUUUGAAGACAAUAAAUACUUCUUUCUAUCGAACGAUUGAACGACAAAGUAAUCAAUGAAGAAAAGGCCACCAUUAAAAAUACGAUUAGAAAGAUACAAACAUACUUUCUAAAAAAUAAACUAAUAAAAAUUUCAUAUUAUUAAAGAAAUUCAAAGAAAGAAGCUUUAACCCUCAAUAAAGCCGUUCUAAAAAGCAUUAUUAAGUUAAAAUGUGUCAAUUAUUUAAUUUCAUUACAAAUGACUACUUGGAAAACAUAUAUUUUUAAAACUUAUCAUGCUGUAACUAAACUAAAAAAGUGUCAAGCUCAACCAGACGUUAAUUUUUUUUAAGAACUCUAUUCAUUCAAAGUACUUUAAAACCUCUUAUUGCUAAUGUGAAAUAUACAAGUGUUCCGUUUUUAUAGUUACAAACUUAAACAAGUGAUAGAAUAUUCAAUUUUAAGACAAA